AUGUCUUUCGCGAUGGGCACUCGCUGCAUUUUUUUCAUAGUGCCACUUUUUAUUUUAUUUGACCUAUUUCAUUGUGAUGAGAUGGUUAAUGAAAGUCGAGAUUCCAUGUUAGCUGAAGCUCAGAUGAAAAUCAUUAUAAUGACUCUUCUGGGUAUUGUCGCCCUAAUUAUUUUAGGGCAUCUGGGUGAGUGUAGAGGUUAGCCAUUGCUUCGAUAAGCUCAUAGUGCGGAUAUUUCCGAUUUCAUUUGGAUAUCAGGAUGUAUCUGCUGCUUCUGCCGGAUUUCGAGGGCCGUGGAACUGACAUCCGAUGGCCUCGAUGUCUACGCCCCGCGAACCCAGAGCAUCGUGUGGCCCACUCUGCCCCAGGAGACGGCCCGUGUCCUGGAGCUGACCUUCGUGCACACCACCAAGGUCAACUGCCUCUGCAGCAACUGUCGCAUCGCCAGGAACGUCUAUUCUUGCCUAGAAACAGUAGACCUGGCCAGGUGGCUGUUGCUGCUGCUCACAUCGACAACCCUUGACCCCCUGGCUAAAGCCGAUGAAAAUGGUACAGACUUUGACUGGCUAAAUGAAACGCAGCUGCUGCAAAUGCUCGACUACGAUGGCGAAAACAAUACUGGCGGGAAUUCCACGGAAUUAGAUUUGAACACGCUGGAGAAAACCUCUAUUGUUGGCCAACCCGUUGCGAAUAUAAGCAGCAGUGGGAAUAUUGAAUUUCCAAUUGAAGAUCUGAGGCAACAUAGGCACUACGCUCGCUUUGUCUUUAUGGUUCUGCUUUUACACAUUGCCGUUGUGGGAGUUGGGAUCACCAUCUACAGCUGUGUGUACUGCAAAGUCAGGACCUUGAAGAGGCGCUCCAGAAGGGAGGCGCAACGGCGACUGCAACUGACGAACCUGCGGACGGAGCACAUUGCCAAUUCCCGAGAUUGCCCGUGCCACGGAUGCAUUUUGGCCAGGGGAAUGCUGCAGGGUUUGAUCAUGCAGCAGUUCCAGGAAUUGGUGGAAUGCUGACACAGAUGCUUUUCUGUGGGAGAAUUUACAGGCGACGUGUGUGCAACCUUCGGCCAUCAACAUUCAACUGCAAGUGAGCAGAUAUUCGAAAUUUGUAUGCACGUGAAUGGACUACACUUACAAAAUAUGUUUUUCUUUUUAAAAACCCUCUUUUAUCUAUUGAGCAUUUAGGGAUACGCUAAUAAGGCUGCAAAAAAGGCAUUUCUUGAUGAUUCCAUCCGAAGUGAAAAUAUAUUGUUGCAUACUUUUGAAAACCUUUAGAAUUAAUUUAUUUCCUUGAUAUAUUUAAAUAAGUUUUG
Messenger RNA from Drosophila biarmipes, 1310 nucleotides. RefSeq lists its product as uncharacterized. The transcript is spliced from 5 exons. The record is from RefSeq and is a predicted model, not a curated record. Lineage: Eukaryota; Metazoa; Arthropoda; Insecta; Diptera; Drosophilidae.